AUGGAGAAGAAGAGCGAGAUCAACGGGCACGCCGUGCCGGGCUCCGACUCCACCGAGCGCAUGGUGGAGAAGAGCGCGCGGGAGCGCGGCGCCGGCGCGCGGCUGCUGGGCUGCCUGAGGAGGAACCUGCUGGUCAUCCUGACCGUGUCCGGCGUGCUGGUGGGCGUCGGGCUCGGCAUGCUGGUCCGCGGCGCGGGGCUGAGCAGAGCGCAGAAGACCUACUUCGCCUUCCCGGGGGAGAUGCUGCUGCGCAUGCUGAAGAUGAUCAUCCUGCCGCUCGUGGUCUGCAGCCUCGUGUCCGGGGCCGCCAGCCUGGACACGCGCUCCCUGGGCAAGCUGGGGGGCAUCGCCGUCGCCUACUUCCUGGUGACCACCCUGAUCGCGUCGGGCAUCGGCGUGGCGCUGGCCUUCAUCAUCCAGCCCGGCGUGGGCGCGGGAGCGCUCAACACCAACAGCCUGGGGCUGGAGCGCGUGAGCAGCGACAAGGAGACCGCCGACUCCUUCCUGGACCUGGCCAGGAAUUUAUUCCCUGCAAACUUGGUGGCGGCGGCUUUCCGAUCUUACGCAACCGGAUACAAGAUGGUCCCUGUAGGGAAUCUCACCAAUGGGACGGCGCUCUAUGAAAAGGUUCCGGUCGGCACAGAAGCAGAAGGCAUGAACAUUCUGGGUCUGGUUUUGUUCGCCAUGGUGUUCGGCGUGGCGCUGAGGAAACUGGGAGACGAGGGAGAGGAGCUCAUCCGCUUCUUCAACGCUUUCAACGAGGCCACCAUGGUGCUGGUGUCCUGGAUCAUGUGGUACAUCCCCUUUGGAAUCAUGUUCCUGGUGGGGAGUAAGAUUGUCGAAAUGGAAGACGUGGUUCUCCUCGUCACCAGCCUGGGGAAAUACAUUUUCGCGUCGAUCCUGGGCCACGUCAUUCACGGAGGCAUCGUACUCCCCCUCAUUUACUUCGGCUUCACUCGCAAGAACCCCUUCAGCUUCCUGUCCGGCCUCAUCACGCCCUUCACCACGGCGUUCGCCACCUGCUCCAGCUCGGCCACUCUUCCCUCCAUGAUAAAGUGUGUGGAGGAGAACAACGGCGUGGACAAACGCAUCAGCCGCUUCAUCCUUCCCAUCGGCGCCACGGUCAACAUGGACGGGGCGGCCAUUUUCCAGUGCAUCGCCGCCGUCUUCAUCGCGCAGCUCAACAACACGGAGCUGAACGCUGGGCAGAUCUUCACCAUCCUGGUGACGGCCACGGCCUCCAGUGUGGGAGCGGCAGGAAUCCCGGCCGGCGGCAUCAUCACCAUCGCCAUCAUCCUGGAGGCCAUCGGCCUGCCCACCAACGACCUGUCCCUCAUGCUCGCAGUCGACUGGAUCGUGGACCGGACCACCACGGUGGUGAACGUGGAGGGGGACGCGCUGGGCGCGGGAAUCCUCCACCACAUCAACCAGCAGGAGCUGAAGAAGCAGCAGCAGCAGCAGGAAGGAGGCGGCGAGCUGGCCGAGGUCCGGGUGGAGGCCGCCGCCAACACGGAGGCGGAGGAGGAGAGCUCGCCGCUCGUCACCCACCAGACCAAAGCCCUGGAAGCCAUGCCCGAAGCCAUCGAGUCCGUUCUGUGAACCGAGCCAGACUGCUGCUCUCCAGU
Messenger RNA from Salarias fasciatus (jewelled blenny), 1625 nucleotides. It is a transcript of the gene slc1a4, whose product is annotated as solute carrier family 1 member 4. Lineage: Eukaryota; Metazoa; Chordata; Actinopteri; Blenniiformes; Blenniidae. Gene Ontology annotation, cellular component: plasma membrane. Bases 1 to 1599 code for a protein of 532 amino acids. Gene Ontology annotation, molecular function: L-threonine transmembrane transporter activity; symporter activity; L-alanine transmembrane transporter activity. Gene Ontology annotation, biological process: L-glutamate transmembrane transport; L-serine transport. The record is from RefSeq and is a predicted model, not a curated record. The transcript has 9 exons.